AUGGCCGAGCAAAUGGUAUACGCUGUUGCUGAAAACCUCAUUAAAAGGUUGGCUUCUGCUGCUUUUCGUGAAUUUGGAAGGAUUUAUGGUGUUAUGGAUGAAUUGGAAAGUCUUAGAAGAACUUUUGAGCUCAUCAAAGAUGUGCUCCUUGAUGCCGAGGACAAGCAACAACAAAAUCGUGCCAUACAGAUCUGGAUAAGAAGACUCCAAGAUGAUGUGCUUCAUCCUGUUGAUGACUUGCUUGAUGAGUUUCUUAUUCAAGAUAUGAGUCACAAAACUCAAAAGAACAAAAUGACAAAGGUACUUCAUUCCUUCUCUACAAACAAAAUUGUUUUUCGCAGUAGAACUGCUCAUGAGAUUGAAAAAAUACAAAAGAAGUGUAAUGAUAUUGCCAAAGAUAUGUUUUAUUUGAAUCUGAACCCAAACCUUGUGGUGGUUGAACAUAGUAACAAUGUAAGGAGGGAAACUAGUUCUUUUGUGUUCGAAUCAGAUAUCACCGGAAGAGAAGAUGAUAAAAAAAAGAUCAUAAGCUUGUUGAGGCAAUCACAUGAUGAAAAUCACCAUGUCUCUGUGGUUGCUAUUGUUGGGAUUGGUGGAUUGGGAAAGACUGCUCUUGCUCAGUUGGUAUACAAUGAUCGUGAAGUAAAAGACAUGUUUGAAAAGAGUAUGUGGAUAUGUGUCUCUGAUAACUUUGAUGUCAAAACUAUUGUUAAGACAAUAAUUGAGUCACUAACCGAUAGCAAAAUCGGUGAUACUUUACCAUUGGAAAACUUGCAUAAUAUGCUUUGUGACAAUUUAACAGGUAAGAAAUACUUGUUAUUUUUAGAUGACAUUUGGAACGAGAAUGCUGAAAAAUGGGCUCGGUUGAGGACUUCUUUGAUGUGUGGUGCUCAAGGCAGUAAGAUUGUAGUUACAACUCGUUCUAAAAUAGUAGCACAAACAAUGGGUGUAAGUGUCCCCUAUAUUUUGAAUGGUUUGAAUUCAAUAGAAUCUUGGAGUUUAUUGAAGAACAUUGUAACAUAUCGAGAUGGGAUCAAAGAAGUGAACCAAAAACUUGAAUCAAUUGGUAAGAAGAUAGUAGAAAAGUGCAGUGGUGUUCCGCUAGCAAUCAAAAUGCUGGGAGGCCUAUUACGGCGCCAUAGUAAAGAAAAUGAAUGGAUUGCUAUUUUACAUGGUGACUUUUGGAAAAGUGAAUAUGAAAAAAGCAUAAUUCCAGUGUUAAAACUAAGUUACCAAAACUUGUCGCCUCGACUAAAACAAUGUUUUGCUUAUUGCUCUUUAUAUCCUAAGGAUUGGGAAAUACCAAAGGAUGAGUUGAUUCAACUUUGGAUGGCACAAGGUUAUCUUGAAUUUUCAAAUGAAAAACAGACCAUGGAAGAUAUUGCCGGCAAUGAUUGUUGUUACCUGGAUACUGAGACAAAAAGAGUUGUUGGAAGUCCCAUGCAUGUAAUGUUGAAAAGUGAUGCUAUUGGUUUGUCAAAGUCAAUGGAUGCAAGUAGGAUGCGGACAUUGAUUUUGUUGUCCAAACAUCAAGAUAUUUGGAAUGAGAAGGAAUUGCCUGUUAGUUUAAAAUUCAAAUACUUACAUGCCUUGAAGUUGUCAUAUUGUUCUAUAAGACUAGAAGACCUUUUCAAAUCCAUUGGUAACAUUGUUUUUCUUCAAACACUAAUAUUGGAAGGGUGUGAAGGAGUUGAAUUUUCUACAAAAGAUAUCUUAAGUUUAAUUAAUUUGAGACAUCUUCAUAUUGAAAAUUUAAAAGCAUUUAAAGAGAAGAAGACAACAGCUGGAUUUGGAAAAUUAAGCUUGGGGGAGUGGUAUAAGAGUUUAACUUUUUCCAAUUGGCUUUCUUCACUCACAAACAUUGUUGAAAUAUUUCUUAUUAAGUGUCAAGGUGUGCAGUAUCUCCAACCAAUUGAACGUCUCCCAUUCCUAAAGUCACUUGUUAUUGAUGACCUUCAUGAAUUGGAGUACAUAUAUUAUGAAGAGUCUCUUUUGUCUGAAGCAUUCUUCCCUUCUUUGGAGGUCCUCAGAAUUUUUGGAUGUGAAAAGUUGAAGGGAUGGUGGAGGGUAAGGGAUGAUAUCAUUGGUGAUGAUAACUCUUCACAAUCAUAUCAUCUCUCCUUUUUUCCUUGUCUUUCUUACUUAACUAUCAUUGAUUGUCCAAUGUUGACUCACAUGCCUACUUUUCCAAACCUCUACAAGAAAUUCGUUUUUUGGAAUUGUAAAAUGGACGCAUUGGAAGCAACAUUAAACAUGGUAAAAUCAAAUGGUUCCAUUGCAUUCCUUCCACUUUCCAUGCUAAAAGAUCUGUUUCUUGGCGGACAUGAGCUGGACGUUAAAGCACUCCCAAGUGAUUGGAUGGAAAAUCUGACUUCUCUCAAGCAUCUUGUAUUUUAUGAUAUUCCAAAUCAAACAUUUCAUGAAAUUGAAAUUUGUUUUAAGGACAAACUCAUUUGUCUUCCUUCCUUGCAAAAGAUUGAAAUUUCUGAUUGUUCCGAUCUAGAGGCAUUUCCAGUUUGGAUUUGCAACAUUCCGUCACUUCAACAUGUCACCAUUUCAGAAUGUAAAAUUUUAGCUUCACUGCCCGAUGGAAUGCCUCGCCUUGCUAAAUUACAGACCCUAGAAAUCAUUGAGUGUCCUCUCUUAAUUGAGGAAUGCCGGACAGAAACAAGUGCGACAUGGUCUAAAAUUGCUCACAUCCCCAACAUAAUCUUAAAGUGA
This is a messenger RNA of Vicia faba (fava bean), 2721 nucleotides long. Lineage: Eukaryota; Viridiplantae; Streptophyta; Magnoliopsida; Fabales; Fabaceae. The record is from the annotation of a GenBank genome assembly.